AUGCAUGACGCAAAGCCUGGCGAGCGAACGCCUCUUAACUACACUAUGAAAACAGCUUCGCCCAAAACACCUGGCUCCUUCUCUCACCACUCUCACAACUAUUCUUCCCAUGGGCUGCGCCAUCCCAAGCCGAGCAACAAGCCCGCGAGUCCCUUGUCAUCACCGCGAGCCCCUUAUUCGACUGGUCAGAACUACGCGCCCAAGCUCUCUCCUGGCCGGCCAGUCGAGAUGAGGUCAUCCAGCCCUAAUUACUUUGGCCUUGUGGUCGACUCGACCAAUGACCCUCGGGAUUCGUCUGGCCUGGGUCGGAAUAAUUGGAGUCCCCCGUCCUCGUCUGUCAAGUCCUUUGCCGCCGCAAUCCCCACGCAAUUGCCCCUGGAUGCCAAUCCCGAGUUUGAAGCUUUCAAGCGUCAAGCUGACCUUAACAGAGGCAUGUCACUCUCGAUAUCAUCAGCCACCUUUGGCCUGCCGACUGUCAGGAAUGCGCCCACACGGCCUCCCCCGCCGCCUAGAUGGCACACUCACGCGAGCGACGCGGAUUCAGAAAGGGCGUUUCCACGUUUCGCCAACUCCGCCAAGGAACGCCAGCCAGCUUUCAAGAUGGAUAUAGACCAGGAUAGCCUUCACGAUUCGGCAUAUGUUUCAUCGGACUCGAAGCGAAACUCAGAGUCAUCACUCUUCCCAUUGCAGCUGGGUGGCCUUACUCGAUAUGAGUCUCCACGGCCAAUUGAGGGCACGCAGCAGCGAACUGGGCUCACCAAGGCGGAGGAUCGCGACCCUCGACUGUCUAUAAUGGAGCACAAAUUGGAGCCGCCAGUACCUUCGCCUGGCGAGGUUAGCCGUGCAGCGACCAUGCCGAUCAAGCUGGAUAUGACACAGUCAAUGAUAUCUGGACAGCAACUUAAGGAUAUGAUGAGUGACACGAACCAAGGCCGCCUGCUCGUACUAGAUAUUCGAUCUUCGCAAAACUACGCGCAAUCUCACAUCCAGGGAGCUCUCAACCUGUGCAUACCAACCACCUUGUUGAAAAGAGCUACAUUUAACACCCAGAGACUACAGCAGACUUUCUCUAGCGAAACUGACGCCGAUAAGUUCUCGACGUGGCGAGACAUGGAGACAAUCGUUGUCUAUGAUGCUUACUCGUCCGAUAAGAGAGAUGCAGUGGCACCGCAGAAUAUGAUUAAGAAAUUCACAAACGAGGGCUUCUCGGGAGAGACUUUCAUUCUGCGCGGAGGAUUCACCGCUUUCCAGGAAAACUACCCAACCUUGCUUGAACAGAGAUCCUCUUGCGAAUCUGCCUGCGGUACAUCCAACAAAGGAUUGGCCCCAGUAAUUGGAGGCGUCUCGCUUCCUACAUGUGGGAAUGAGCCGAACCCCUUCUUCUCCAACAUCCGCCAGAAUAUGGAUCUGGCCGAUGGUGUUGGUCAGUUCGAGCUGUCUCGCCCCGAGGCAUUGGAUUCCCCGCUCCUCCCGAAAUGGCUUCGCGAGGCCGUAGAGGAACCCAACAAGGGUAAGAAGGUGGCAGACAAAUUUCUACACAUUGAGAAGGAUGAGAUGUCGCGAAUGAAGAGCGCCUAUGCCGCAUUCAACCCAAAGCAUAAUGUCCAAGGGGCCGUGCAGCUCAUUGGAGUUGAGCAAGGUGGUAAGAACCGAUAUAAAGACAUUCUUCCGUUUGAGCACGCAAGGGUUAAGCUACAUUGCAAGCCGGAUGGUUCAUGUGACUACGUGAACGCAAGCCACAUCCAGCCCUCAAUGAGCAACAAGCGCUACAUCGCCUCCCAGGGCCCUCUUCCCACGACGUUUGAGGAUUUCUGGUCUGUUGUAUGGGAACAAGACGUUCGUGUCAUUGUCAUGUUGACAGCUGAAUCGGAAGGUGGCCAGCUGAAAUGUCACUCGUACUGGAAAGAGAAGGACUACGGACAUCUCAAACUAAAGCCUUUAUCGGAAAAGAAGGCUUCGCUUGACAUCGACAAACACCGGGGCGAUUCGAUCGUUUCUCCUUUACCUUCUGCGAUGGGAGAGAUUCCCCGGAGAAGGGCCAACACGAUGGCAGCUUUUGAGACCCCUGCGCCAUCGAGCCGACCGGUCACGACUCAAGCUGAAACGCCAUACGUUGUUAUCCGAAAGUUUGCACUAUCUCACGCAGCCCAUCCUUUCGAACCAAUGCGAGAGAUCACGCAGCUACACUUCUCGUCAUGGCCAGACUUUGGAGCCCCAGCUCAGCCCUCUCACCUGCUCGCCCUGGUAGAGCUUGCCAACAUCAUGCAGCGCGCUGCUCUCCCUGUGGAGACACCAUCGGUUGUGGGCGGCCGGGCUUCGAUCAAUCAUACACAGGCUACUUGGCACGACGAGCCAGAGUCAGAUAAGCGCGUACGACCCAUGCUGGUGCACUGUUCUGCUGGCUGUGGUCGCACAGGUACUUUCUGCGCCGUUGAUAGUGUUAUUGACAUGUUGAAACGGCAACGUCGCGCGAGGAGUGCCAAUCACCAUGUCAAGAGUGAUGAGGAAGGGGACAUCCAGAUGGAUGAGGCUCAUGAUAUUGUUUCUCCAAAGACGAAUCGCAGGAUGAGCUUCAGUAAUGCCAGCAUCAAGAAGUCGAUUGGUGAAAGAGGAGCUCGUUCUGGGGAGGUUUUGAGCAACGCCAGCUGGGUUGCUGAUGAUACGGUUGAUCUCAUUGAGACAACGGUGGAAGAUUUUAGACGACAGAGACUUAGCAUGGUGCAGAGUCUGCGACAGUUUGUCCUUUGCUAUGAGACGGUCCUGGAGUGGGUUCAUAGGGUGCAUGGAAGCAGGCCAUCAGUUGGUCCACUGGGAGCCGCCAGAGCAAGAAGUGGAAGUCUGCAACAGGCACUACGCGAUCGAGCAUAA
Molecule: messenger RNA, 2868 nt
Organism: Clonostachys rhizophaga
Lineage: Eukaryota; Fungi; Ascomycota; Sordariomycetes; Hypocreales; Bionectriaceae
Source: the annotation of a GenBank genome assembly